AUGGACAUCCCGGACGGGUUUCGACUCCAGGCGUCUCCACCACCGACCCUCGAUCAGUCGAUAGUGAAGCGUGGGGUUCUCGUGAAACUCGGGUUGUAUUGGUUCGGAGGGGUAAUUAGUCGCAGAUCUCACCCCGCUUCGCGGCAGGAGUACGACUACCGCGUCAUCCUGCACUGCUGUGACGAAAGCACGCGUAGCAUGAAGAUGCCGUUGGAGUCAUGCAGCACGGAUGAAGACGCCGCAAUUGGGGCGUGGGUUCUCCUAGAGGUAAACCCAAAGGAAGGGAGCGGGAGGCGCAAAAGGGUGACAACCCCCACUGUUCGCCUCACGGAGCUUGCAACAUAA
Molecule: messenger RNA, 345 nt
Organism: Ectocarpus sp. CCAP 1310/34
Lineage: Eukaryota; Phaeophyceae; Ectocarpales; Ectocarpaceae
Source: the annotation of a GenBank genome assembly